GCGAAUGGUUGCGCAAUUGCGCGAGAGAAGAAGAAGAGAAAGGGAGAGCGCAUAAACCAUGUGUGAGAGAGAGAGAGAGAGAGAGAGAGUUGCGGAGCGACGCGACAAACAGAGAUAAUCGACACCACAAGCGAGGCGCAAGUUGACCCGUAUUCUCCUCUCCGAGCACGCUCGUCCCGCUCGCGGCUCCUUCAAGGGUGGCAAGAAAAAGCAUUAUGCUGGUGAAUCGUCGUUACUGGGCGCGAAUCGUUAAUUGUCCCACGUAUCCCUCCGUAUUCGCGUAAUCGUUCAUUAUUAAGCGCGCCGUCGUCGUUUUUCGCCCGCGCCUCCGCAUCCUCGUGAGCCAAAACGUGAUAGUAUGAUGGUCUGAUCGCAGUUCCAAUAUGACUGUGGACUUUGUCGACUACUUCUGGGGCGAAAAGAAUAAUGGAUUCGACGUAUUAUAUCAUAAUAUGAAGCAUGGUGUAAUCGCCAGCAAGGAAUUGGCCGAAUUUUUGCGCGAGAGAUCAGCUAUAGAGGAGAACAAUUACAAGCUCCUUAGUAAAGUAGCGAAACAGGCGAGCAACAGCACGCAAGGAACGUUUGCACCUGUAUGGGCCGCCCUGAGAGGUGCCGCUGAGAAACUAGCCGUUUUGCACUUGCAGAUGGCCCAGCGAGUGACCGAACUGAUAAAAGAUGUGUCGAAAUACGCGGACGAACUGCACAAGAAGCAUAAGGCUGUGAAAGAAGAAGAAUCCUCUACUUUAGAAGUUGUACAGAGUAUUCAGAGUAUUACGGUGACGUUGCAUAAAGCGAAAGACAUGUGUUUACAAAAGGGUCUUGAAUUGGAAAAAUUGAAAAAGGAUAAUGCCAGUCAGAGAGAGCUGGAAAAGACGGAAAUUAAGUUCAAAAAGGCGCAGGACGAUUAUAAGGCACUAGUGGACAAGUAUACCAUCAUACGAAAUGACUUUGAGACGAAAAUGACUCAAGCUUGCAGGCGAUUUCAAGAUGUCGAGGAGACGCAUUUGAAGCACAUGAAGGAAUUUUUAAAUAUAUACGCCGACGUUUUGCAAUCUAAUCACGAGCAAGUCGGGCAGGUGCAUAUUGAUUUCAAACGGCAAUGCGUCGACAUGACGGUGGAGAAAUUACUAGAGCAAUUUGUUCAGGGCAAAUAUACGGGUUUCGAGAAGCCAGGUGUGAUCGAAUAUGAAGAAGUCAUGACGAGUUUAGCCGAAAUGACCAGCCACUCUCAGUCCGAAGGCAGCGUAGAGAUACCUAAGGAAACGUCGAAGGGCACCAACGGCGAGACAGGCGUAGCCGGUAACAGUCAUAGUUCAAAGAGAGAUCAGGGAUUAAAGAGGGUGGGUGGUACUUUGAGGGUACUGGAUGGGGAAGGCGGGAGGGUAGUACUAGAAAAGGAUAGAGAAAAAGAAAGACAGAAGGAAAAGGAUAGAGAACUGUCACAUGUACAAGCCACCAAGGCUUCCCGCCGUACUACCUCGCUACUCAACCUGUUCAUGUCCAACUCCCAGGAAAAACAGAGGCAAGCAGGGUCGUCUGGUUCGGCACCUGCCACCCCUCAAGGGAACAACCUGCCUCCUGCUGUUCCAUCUCCCAGCAUCUCCAGGAACCCUCUCAGAGGAUCUAAAUGGUUUCUGCGGAGUAGGAGAGAAAAACGAAAGGAAAAGAAGGCAAAGAAGAAGAAGGAUCUCAUAGAAACGAGCAGCAAUAAAGAAGAAAAGUCUGACCUGUCAGUAUAUGCAUGCACAGCAGACCUAGUGCACAUAGAGUCGGUUUCACAACCAGCAUAAAGCACUCUUUAAUAUACACUGGUAACAAAAAAAGCGGUACAAAAAAAUAUUUUUGCCUCGAUAUUAUAAUUAUCAACAUUUAAAGUUUUGUAAUUUUUUUCUAUUUUUUAUCAUCACUUUUUACCACUUUUUUGACCAAGUGUAUCAUCCGGAGUGUUCAAUUUUAUUUUUUUUUUGUCAAAAAUAAAAUGG
Molecule: messenger RNA, 1982 nt
Organism: Nylanderia fulva
Lineage: Eukaryota; Metazoa; Arthropoda; Insecta; Hymenoptera; Formicidae
Source: RefSeq, a predicted model, not a curated record